GCACUGGCUACUUAGGCCCCCGAUCGUGCGACACCUCGCGCAUUGAAAUCCGUGUGGCCGACUGGGGCAACACUCAUGCCCAGGCCCAAUGAGCGAAAGUACUGCGGGUUCGGCUGGCUGCGGGGGAUUCGGACCACCUAUGACAAGGUGCCUUCCACCAGUGAGACCGCCGUGCAGACCGAGAGGUCAGCCAUGCGCAUCCUCCAGAAGCCGCGGCCCAAGGUGAUGCCCGAGGAGAUGAUGGCGCAGCAUUAUAGCGACCCGGACUACCGGGCCAGGGUGGCUGCAGCCAAGUUGAUGAACAUCCUGUGGGCCAAGGAGCCUUCACAAGUCCAUUUGGAUCAAUCGCUUUAUGGUGCAGCCUUUGUGUUGCCGCAGAUUGCUCGCUCUGCCGGUUGGCCAAAGGAGCUGACGGUGUUGGUGCUGAAGACCUUCUUGGUCUUGUUCGUGAACUACUUCGUGCAGUUCGCCGUGCUGUACUUUAUCGCCACGGAAGAUAUGGUUUGGGAUCUCUUCUCUGGUCAGAUGUACCUCUGCAACUUUGGGAAGGAUGCACCCUCUUGCCCGGACGGCCCCAAUUGCAUUGGCCCGGGGGGCACGGUCUUCACCGACUCCAGAUACUACUCCUGGGACCAGUGGAGCGUGCGCAUCUUUGCCAGAGAUGCGAUGAAGGCACUCUUCCCCGAUGAGCGCGCAGAUAUCAGCAGGUACGCGGAUCCAGGGGAGUAUGGGGUCGAGAGCAACACCUGUCGAUUCGUUUGCUGCGGCCUUUAUGUGGUCACUGUUCUGGACGACUUGAUCGGGAGCUACAAUUUAUUUAAGCUGAUGAACAGCAUCGAGAGCAAGGACGAUCUUUGGAUCGACUGGGAGGCGCCUGGAAAGGCCUGGGCCAGUAAGGAGCAUGAAAAGACGGUGAUGAACCACGAAGAGAUGGACUUUGUGACGUUGAAGAUCGCUGGGAUGCCGUUCCACUGGAAGGUCCUCAACUAUCUCUUGAUUCUGUUGCCGAAGAUCUGCCUCUGGAAGGUCACCGCGGAGGCGGGCGUCGUCUUCCUCAUGGACACUCAAGGCAUCGAAGACUUGGUCGUGAACUCUGUUGCUUUGGCCUUCAUCCUGCAGAUUGAUGAGCUUAUGUGCCAUGAGUUCAUCAAUGAGAAGGUGCAUCAGCUGUUGUCCAAGUUGGAGGUCCACAUGAUCGGCGAAGUCGACUGGGUCGACGAAGUGGAGAGGAUGUCAGAUCAAGAGCUUUUCGAGAAGAACCAGCGCGACAUCGUCGAGAGCUGGUCCAUGCGGGAUCUUUGGCGGUUGGUCCCAGGCAAGCUAAUCCUUUGCCUCUUGAUCACGUGGUUCUUCGUGAUGCGCUACUACACCAUCUACUGCAUGCAAAACGAGGCGGGCGGCAUGGUGUCCAAGCCUUUGGGCCUUCCCAAGGCCUCCAAGCUCUCCUUGCCCAACGCCUAUUUGACGAGCUUCUUCCCGCCGCCCAGGGAGGAGAAGUUCUUUUGGUCGAUGCCCAAUGUGCCGCGCGACGAACACUGAGGGUCGAUCGAAAGAGCACGCUCUUCUGCUUUCAGCUGGAAGUGGUGAAGGGGUCCCUGUCAGACGGGCAGUCGUCAUAUGGUCCUCAAAAGUCAUACGCUCGUGAGAGUAGCA
Molecule: messenger RNA, 1653 nt
Organism: Durusdinium trenchii
Lineage: Eukaryota; Dinophyceae; Suessiales; Symbiodiniaceae
Source: the annotation of a GenBank genome assembly